This is a messenger RNA of Ochotona princeps (American pika), 1563 nucleotides long. It is a transcript of the gene WDR73, whose product is annotated as WD repeat domain 73. The record is from RefSeq and is a predicted model, not a curated record. Gene Ontology annotation, cellular component: spindle pole; cytosol. NCBI's taxonomy places the organism in Eukaryota, Metazoa, Chordata, Mammalia, Lagomorpha, Ochotonidae. Gene Ontology annotation, biological process: cytoplasmic microtubule organization. Gene Ontology annotation, molecular function: protein binding. Bases 26 to 1138 code for a protein of 370 amino acids. The transcript is spliced from 8 exons.
CGGGGUGCCGGAAGUGGUCGUUGCCAUGGAGUCCGCGGAGGACUGGUUGGUGGAAUCGUUGCGCUUGUACCAGGAUUUCCACGCGUUCGACCUCUCGGGAGCCACUCGAGUCCUGGAGUGGAUCGGGAACAGAGGAGUCUUUGUUGCUGGCUAUGAAAGCCUGAAAAAGAACGAGAUUCUUCACCUCCUGUUACCGCCCCGACUUUCUGUGACAGAAAACCAGGGCUUGCACCCAGAAAGAGACUUCAAGGUGAGCCAUGGAGGGUUUUCAGAUGGUCCUGUGUUUGAUCUGAAGCACGUGCCAGACACCAGGUUGCUGGUGACCAGUGGCCUUCCAGGUGGUCACCUGCAGGUGUGGCAAGUCGCAGAGGACAAUGAUGUCAUCGAAGCGGUCAGCACUAUUCCCGGGCAUGAGACAGAGGGGAGCCUCUGGCCUCGGGUGGCCGUGUUUGCCUCUGCAGCCCCCGGGGUCCUCCACGGGGUGAAGCUCCGUGGCCUGAAGGUUGUGGACCUGGAGUCGCAGAAGACCACGUACGCCUCAGGCAUCGGGGACAGUGAGGAGCUGAGUAGCCUGCAGGUCCUGGAUGCAGACACCUUUGCUUUCUGCUGUAGCUCAGGCCGCCUGGGGCUUGUUGACACCCGCCAGAAGUGGGCACCAUUGGAGGGGCCCUGUCCCAGCCCUGACCUUGGUGGAAAGAGUUGGUGUGCAGAAGUUGGGGGCAGGGGCCUGGGCCCUGGACCCCACAUCGCCAGCCUUGGCUCCAAUGGGCACCUCCGCCUUCUCGACACCCGGGCCCUCAGCCAGCCUGUGAGCUUGGUCCAAUGUGCAGUGCCCACACCCAGCCCCAACCCGGAGCUGCUGCGUGUGACCUGGGCUCCAGGUCUCGACAAUUGCUUAGCCAUUUCAGGCUUCGACGGAACAGUCCAGAUCUAUGACGUCAGUUCCUGGGCUGCCUCAGGGCAUCGUGUGAAACCUCGCUUCACUCACAGAGGCCACCUCUUCCCGGAUGGAGAUGACGUAGACCCCAGGCCCCUGGUCACCAGCCACACCUGGCACCCCUGCAGGCAGAGGACCCUGUUGUCAGCAGCCAGUGACGCCUCUCUGCACGUGUGGGAUUGGGUGGACUCCAAAGUUUGAGAAGUCUUUAUUAGCCGGCCAUUGACAGCCCCCUGUCAGAAGCAGCCUGUAGGAGACAGUCCCGCUGCAAGGGGUUUUAAGGACAAAAACCAUAUGAGGCCCCUCUGUUGGUGCCUCAUACUGCCUUACAGGCCUCCUGGUAUGGGACUGCCCCCAGCUGUCCCCAGGGACACUCCUGGGGGCCCAGAGCAAACAGGAAAGUCCUAUGCAUGUCUGUGAUGUUCACACAGACAAGCAAGCAAGCAAGCAAAGUUAGAGAAGCAACAGUAGACAGGUUAUAGCCAAAUUUCUAUCAGGCCUGAUUACUGCAACUAAAACAUUCUGGGAGUUUUUGAUUACAACCUUUGAAGCUGGACAUCAGUUAUAGGGUCACGUCCUGUUUCCGUUAAUCAAAAGACUCAGUUCUUUGUUUCCCUGAAAACAAA